GUGAAAGGCUCCAAAACAGCCGAGGGACUUAUAAAUGCAAAGACCUUUCACAGGUGAUGGCAACUUCACUUCUUGGGGAGGAACCGAGGGUUGGAUCCACUCCAUUGGCCAUGUUAGCAGCGACCUGUAACAAAAUCGGGAGCUCGAGUCCCUCGUCGGACAGCGGCUCGUUUGGGAAAGGAGGAUUUCACCCGUGGAGACGCGCAGCGCCCAGCAGCUGUUCUCUCUCUCCGUACGGCGCGCAGCGCAACGACUCGUUCAGCGCCAACAGCUCGUUCUCAUUAACGGGCACCAACGCCUCCACCAGCCCGUUUGGAAACGACUAUCCCGUGUUUCAAACUUCAGUGGCCAACAGUUCUCCGGACGCGAGCGCGCAGUCGGUGUUCAUCUCCAAAGUGGACACUCUGCAGGGGAUUUACCCGCGGAUGAGCGUCGCGCACCCGUAUGAGACGUGGUUCAAAUCCGCGCACGGUGGCAUCUCCGCCGGGGACGUGAGCGCCGGUGGCGGCUCCUCCUGGUGGGAUGUGGGCACCGGUUGGAUUGAUGUUCAAAACGCGAACGGCGCCGCGCUCCAGAGCUCUUUGCAUUCACCCUUGGGUGGAUACAACUCAGAGUAUUCCUCCCUCACUCACACCGCGUUCAGCGCCAGUCCGUCUCCGCAUCUCCUCACAGGAGGCCAGCACCUGAUGGACGGAUUCAAACCGGUUUUAUCUGCCACGUACCCAGAAACCAGCCCAGGUCCUAACGGCGCAGUGCUAGCCGGGUCUCCGCGCUCAUCCAGCCGGCGGUACUCCGGCAGAGCAACCUGCGACUGUCCGAACUGCCAUGAGGCGGAGCGCCUGGGGCCCUCGGGGGCCAGUUUGCGCAGAAAGGGCCUCCACAGCUGCCACAUCCCGGGCUGCGGAAAAGUAUACGGAAAGACAUCGCACCUCAAAGCGCAUUUGCGUUGGCACACCGGCGAGAGGCCGUUCGUCUGUAACUGGCUGUUCUGCGGGAAGCGCUUCACCAGGUCCGACGAGCUCCAGCGGCAUUUACGCACACACACCGGGGAAAAGAGAUUCGCCUGUCCGGUGUGCAACAAGCGCUUCAUGCGCAGCGACCAUCUCAGUAAACACGUGAAGACGCACAGCGCGGGAGAGCCCGGCUCCAGCGGGGUCAAGAAGGGCAGCGACACCGACAGCGAACAGAGUGUACCGGGCAGCCCGGCCUGCCAGUCACCCGCACAGAACGGCCUCUGAGAAGAGACAGAGAUAACACGUGCUCUUAAAGAUAAAGGGUCCUCUAAAUAGCUUUUUAUUCUCAAAUACCUUGGUAUUUUAAAGAACCCAUAACACUGAUCUGAAAACUUAUAAAACAUGCCUCCACUAUAUAUAUAAAAAAAAUACAACCCACCAUUUUUCAGAGUACAUAAACACACUUAAUAAAACGAAACGUUCCAAAUGGUGUUUUUCGCUGCGAUGCGAUAGAACCAGCGUUUUUGGUUCUUCAAAGAACCUUUCAGUGAAAAGUUCUAAAAAGCAUUUUUUUCUCAGUGUAAAGAACGUUUGGAAAAUCUAAAAGUAGCCUAUUUUUUUCCCAUAACAAACAACAUUCUGCGUAACGGAUGCUAAAGGUUCGUUUUGGAACCACUGAUGCCAGUAAAGAACUUUUAUUUUCAAGAGUGUGGCAACUCAAGAACUGAAGUGUUUCUUGUCUUCAGAGAACCAUGAGUGUUCAUUAAAGAAGCUGUGUUUUUAAGAGUGUGCACGUGUGAACACUGAUCUCAGUUUAUCAGACGCCACUUUUGAUUAUAUUUGACUACUGAUUUGAAUAUUUAGACUGAAUUCUAGACUGAUUUUUAAAUCAGCAGAAGGUCUCUCUCAGGUGUUCUUGGAUAUUUGAAAUAGUCCUUUCUGGAUAAUAACCUCGUCUUGCAGAUAAAGAUGAAACAAACUGCAGAACUUCGCUGCAUCUACAGAUUCUCUUCACACAUGUCUAUUGAGGCACUUUAUUAAACUAAUUAAGAAAAUCAAGGGGUUUAUUCCUCAUCAGCUGCACACGUGUCUUAUUAUUCUGUACUUGUCAACUGAACUGGUUUAUUUUGUGCUUCUUGAUUUGGAAACGGAGAGUCUCUAAUAUUACGCCUAUUUCGGAGAUGACAAGUGUGUUUUUGUACAUUAGUCGUGCAGUUGAUGUCUAUGACGGUGAAUCUGAACUCUUCUCAAUGCAAAGUGAAAUUGUACAUAGGAUUGUCUCGAAACUCUAUUUAUCAUCGAGUUUGAUUUGUGCUUUGAAGUCUAUCAGAGUCGCUAUAUUUAUAAUUUCAGGAUCGAGUCGAGUCGAUCAGGUAUUGGUUUAUCUUUUUUAUUAUUAUUAUUAUUUAAUUGAGCAUGUGUGUUUGUAUUUACUGACCGUUUACUUUAAGGUAAUAAAGUCAAACAUGACUUGGCUA
Carassius auratus (goldfish) is the source of this 2431-nucleotide messenger RNA. RefSeq names its product transcription factor Sp8-like. Gene Ontology annotation, biological process: regulation of transcription by RNA polymerase II. Gene Ontology annotation, molecular function: DNA-binding transcription factor activity, RNA polymerase II-specific; RNA polymerase II cis-regulatory region sequence-specific DNA binding. The record is from RefSeq and is a predicted model, not a curated record. The coding region runs from base 57 to 1238 and encodes 393 amino acids. The transcript has 2 exons. NCBI's taxonomy places the organism in Eukaryota, Metazoa, Chordata, Actinopteri, Cypriniformes, Cyprinidae.